UGAUGGCGGUUUUGUUGUUUGUUACGUAACCAUAUAACAUUUUGUCCAUCCCCCAACAUUUCCUGGAGUCUUGCUGUGGGUUAGUUAAAGUGUAGCUCAGAUAACAUUCAGGGUGGAGUCAAAACUGGGAGUGCUAUUGUUUAAGACAGCCCCGUCCUAGACAGCUCACACACACACACACACACACCUUAAUGCACCUGUUAAACAUUGCAUUCCUUAUGUUACCUUGAAACUGUGAACCGAAGCAGUAGAGACCGACUACAGUGCCGUCCGGAUAAGAACAACUGGUGUCGAGAAUGGCCUCCACCAUCAGCCUCCUCCCCGAGAAGCACUUUCUGUGCUCUUUGUGCAAAGACAUCUUCACCAACCCAGUUACCAUACCAUGUGGACACAGCUUCUGUUUGUCCUGCCUCUGCCACUACUGGACACGACACCUGUCCAAAUACUGUCCGCACUGUAAGAGAAUCUUCACCGACAGGCCCGACCUCAGUGUCAACCGCAUUCUGGCAGAAAUCUCAGACAAAUACAGGAAAAACCGACCACAGAAACCACCCGAUGAAGAGAAGGUUAUAGAUGUGGAGCAAAUGAUUCAAGAAAGGCUGCAGAAGAUAGAAAGGUUGAAGUAUUCUCUCGAGCUUCAGAAGAGCUCUUACCUCAGAGAGGUGCGGGACAGCCAGAAGGUGUUCUCUGCCCUGGUGAAUGCCAUGGAAAAGAGUCACAAAGCAGUUGUUGCUGCAAUUGAAGAGCGACAGAUAGAGGAGGAGAAGAGAGUAGAAACACUGGUGAAAGAGCUGGAACAGGAAGUCCAGGAGCUGAGGAAGGAGACCACGGAGUCUGACCAUCAGGUUCCUGAAAAUGCUGAUCAGAGUGACGAUACAAAGCAGGUCCCGCUGAGCACCCUUUCCACUUUUUCCAUCUCUGACAUGAAGGACUGGUCUAAGGUUAUCAUAGAAACUGACCCUUGUAUUGGUGUCACAAGACGAGCCUUGUCAGACAUGAUGGAUAUGAUUAAACAAGAAGUCAACAGGCUCUCCAAAUCUGAGCUUAAGAGAACAGAGAAAUAUACAGUGGAUAUCAAUCUGAGUGCGAAGACAGCUCACCCCUUCCUGUCUGUCUCAGAUGACAGAAAACAGGUGAGACACACAGACAAGCAUCAAGAGGUACCAGAUAACCCCAAGCGAUUUGACCGGGUGGCAAACGUGCUGGCCAAAGAGAGCCUUCAAAGUGGGCGGUGCUACUGGGAGGUGGAGGUCGGGGAGAAGGUUGAGUGGAACUUAGGUGUUGUGAGGCAGUCCAUAAACAGGAAGGGCAAGUUCACUGUCUGCCCUGCAAAUGGCUUCUGGACUUUAAGCCUCAGGGCUGGAGGUCAGUACAUUGCCAACACGUCUCCUGUCACCACAGUGGCUCUGGAGCAGAAACCAAAGAAGGUGGGAGUGUUUGUGGACCACACAGAGGGCCGUGUGUCUUUCUACUGCGCAGAAUCUGGUGUCCAUAUUUACACAUUCACGGAUACCUUCACUGACAAGCUUCAUCCAUUCUUCAGUCCAGGUCGUCUACAUGGUGGUAAAAAUGCUGCUCCCCUCAUCAUCUCUUCUAGCUUUUGUAGUAUCUGAACAUCAAAAUCAGUAAAAGACAAUUUUUUAAACUCCAGUGCAAUAUCUAUUCUGUUUGAUAAAAUUUCUUUUUUUUUAUUAAUUUAUACAAUGAACCACAUUUACACUGAACAGUGAACAAGAUGUUGUAUGACGGCCAACUCCCUACACUCAAAAACUUCAAAAAAACCCAUAAACAGAUUGAAAA
Messenger RNA from Solea senegalensis (Senegalese sole), 1800 nucleotides. It is a transcript of the gene btr02, whose product is annotated as bloodthirsty-related gene family, member 2. The record is from RefSeq and is a predicted model, not a curated record. Lineage: Eukaryota; Metazoa; Chordata; Actinopteri; Pleuronectiformes; Soleidae. The coding region runs from base 297 to 1613 and encodes 438 amino acids. Gene Ontology annotation, molecular function: protein binding. The transcript has 7 exons.